GACCAUGCCUAGCGAUGCCCUAGAUGACAUUGAGCUGCGCCACGUUCAGCUCUCCGUGGCUAAUGCUCGCACCCUGAGUGAGGAUGGGUCGGCCGGCAACAAGGAGACGGUGGAAACGCGACAUGGCCCCAUCACAGUGGCCAUCACCGGCGACACCUCCAAACCAGUUAUUUUGACCUACCAUGACCUUGGACUCAACCAUGUCACUAACUUCCAGGCAUUUUUCCUUUAUCCUGAGAUGAGGAACAUUGUCAAUAACUUCUGCAUUGUACACGUGAAUGCGCCCGGACAGGAGGAAGGAGCACCCACUUUGCCGGAAGGCUAUGUCUACCCAACGAUGGAGGAGCUGUCCGAGACAAUUACCUGUGUUAAAAGCCACUUCCACAUUCGAACUUUCAUUGGCUUCGGUGUGGGUCUUGGCGCUAAUGUCCUUGCUCGCUAUGCCACCAAAUAUCCUGCAGAUGUUGAUGCUUUGGUUCUCAUCAACUGCUCCUCAACCCAAGCCGGAUGGAUUGAAUGGGGUUACCAGAAGCUCAACAUCCGACACCUCCGUUCUGGAACGAUGACUACAGGCACCGUUGACUAUCUCCUUUGGCAUCAUUUUGGAAAGUUGGAGGAGUGCAACCAGGAUCUGGUGACCGUGUACAGGCAACACUUUGAGAAGGCUCUGAAUGCUACGAACCUUGGCCUGCUUGUUGACUCGUACAUUCGCCGGACUGACCUCAACAUUGUGCGAGAGCUGGACCCCAACAAGAAGAAGGAUGUGCGAAUGAUCAGGACACAAGUGUUGAACAUCACGGCCAACCACUCUCCCCAUGUGGACGAUACAGUCACCUUCAAUGGAAGACUCGACCCCACUUUGUCUACAUGGAUGAAGAUUCAAGACUGUGGACUGGUAAUUGACGAGGCCCCAGGGAAAGUGGUGGAAGCUUUCCGACUCUUCCUACAGGGUCAAGGCUAUGCGGUCCACAGUCGCGGCAUUGGAUCCAGACAGGCAUCCUUAAGCUCAGUUAAUGGCUCCACAACUAGUGUCAAGGAUAUUCGCAUCACGGAAAACCCCCUACAAAAUCCUACAGUUUGAACGACGCUUCGGUGAUUGCGAGUCACGAUCCAGGAGAAAGAUGUGGAACAGUGUGUGAUAUGGACCAUGGUGAUAUGUAAUUUUUUUAUCAUGUCUCUUUAUUUUUUGUUUUAGUGAGGAUGAUUACAGUAAGUUGGACGUCAUCUCGGUUGUGGUAGAGGGAGGGAGAGAGAAACGUAUUUUCUCUCAUCCUCCUCCUUUUUGAGAUGAAAGGGAGACCAAUGAAUUUUUUUUAAUAUGGAGAAAGUUUCAAUUUAUGAUAAGUAAUGUGAUUUUUUAUUGUUAAAAUUUUAAAGAUUUUAGACAAAAAUCUUUGGUUUUCUUUUUUUUUCUUAUGGUUUAUGACAAGGAAGACAAUGUUUUCCAAACAAUUCAUUUAAAUCUCAAAAGUAUUUAUAGGUAGGAAUGGAAUGAAAUAUUCUGUUGUUGGUAAUUAAUGUUUGCGUUAUGGGUUCUACAUCAGAAGAAGAACACUGUAGCCUUUGUCAUUGUCAGAGAGCACAGGAAGGUGCCACAAAUCUUUGGUCCUCUGAUUUUUUAAUGUUAUUUAGCUUUUUAUUGGCAUCCUGCAAGCUAAAUGAUGAAAUGACAGAAAAGAAUUUUGUUCAUACAAUAGAAUAUGUAAAUUUGUAUGUAUGUGCCCGUGUGUGUAUAUCUUAUAUGUGUAUGUAUGAUAUAUUAUAUAUAUAUAUACAAUGUAUACCAUAUGAUAUUAUAUAUAAACUGUAUAAGAGGCUCACACACGCAUAUAUACAGACCCCCAUAAGUAAAUGAAAUUAUUGGUAUUAUAUUUAUGCUGUUGGACUUUUUUCUUUCUAUGCUGAUAGUGUGUACUGUUUCCUGAUUUGAAUUAGCUGAGUCUUUACUGCUAAAGCCAUCAGUAAAGCCAAAGGAAGGACAGAGACAUAAUUUCUGUAGUCAUUAUAAGAGAAAAGUAGUCCCACCAUUGUAUACAGUAGACCAGGUAGCACAAAUUUUAAUAAUGCUACAUGCUUAGUGAUGCCAUUUCCUAUACUUUUUCCUUUCGUUCUCUCUCUUUUCUAAGACCAACACACUCCAUGAUUUUAAAGAUGAUCUUGCGUAGUUUUAUGAACUGGGUUUUAUUUUUUUAAUAUUUUGUUUCUUUUUAGAAGAAACCUAUUUUUCCCCUUAUAUUUCUUUUAACAGUAGACUGAAAGACACAUGUUUAAGAUUAUUGCAAGGUGAGUUAGGCACAGAGGACUGCACAUUUCAUCCAGUAAUGACAGAAUUUGUGAUGUGGAGGUAAUCUAGUCAAGUUUGAUUGAAGGCACUGCAGCCAGAACUGCCUUGUAUAGGGGAAAGCUUUGUAAAAGAAGACUUCAAUUUGAUUUUUCUCUCUCUCAAAAGGUUGACAAUAUGCUUGCUAUUAUGUAGACUUGAGACAGGUGAUUAUAUACAUACAUAUAUAUUUUAUUUUUCUUAUUCACUUAGUGUGUUAAAUCUGCGUGCCUCGUAAAAAAAGGGAAAAAAGACCAGCAGAUACUUUGACUAGUAGGAGCUUUUAUGGAAGAGGGAAAAUCCUGACUAAACAGAUUCUCCCAAAGAUUUUGUUGCUAUUCACAUCCAUUUUAAUGCUUUUGUAGUGAGCCCUGUGUCUCACCUUGGCUGGUGAUGCCUAGAAGAGGGAGGAUAUGGUGGGUGGAGUGAGUUGUAGGCAGGGGAUGGGGUAGACUUAGUAGAAAGGGUGCGGAAAGGAGGUUUCUUUUCUUCCUCUCUCUCUGUCUCUCUCUGUCCCCUUCUACCUCUCUUACUCUUUCCAGUUGCCAAUUCUUCAUCAUGAUAUGACAUGAUUUGAACUGCAUUGGUGUAUUACUGCAGCUUGUACAUAGUUGUUAUAAUAUAGUGUUGAAGCUUUCUUAUUAUGAUGAUGACUAUCAUUGUUUUUUCUCAGUCUUUUGAGAAAUGAUUAAGACAAUGGCACAUGUCACUUACUGAAAACUUGUUAAACUUCCUUUUUUUUAUAUAAGGAAAACAUUAAAGACUGGAACCAAAUUAAUCCAUUCCAUUCCAAGGGCAAUAUGUAUAAAUGAAAAAAAAUCCCUCGAUAAAGAAAGGAAAAAAGUGAGACCAAAAUGCUGUAACCACCAUAACUCCCUUUAUAUAUAAAAAUAGGUAGACCUGCACAUGUAUAUAUAUAUGCCAAAUGUGUAUAUACUUUUUGGUGCCCUGAGGUGUCUUCUCCUGUGGCUCAUGUAUGUUAACAGUUUCUUAUGGCGAAGGAAAUAGUUGCGUUACUGAAGGAUGUUAUUGUUAUAUAUAUUUUUUUUCAUUGUUAGUCUGUUCCUUAAAGCAUACAAUUGAAUGCGUUAUAUUAUUUUAGUACAUUAAAUUC
This is a messenger RNA of Penaeus vannamei (Pacific white shrimp), 3434 nucleotides long. The record is from RefSeq and is a predicted model, not a curated record. NCBI's taxonomy places the organism in Eukaryota, Metazoa, Arthropoda, Malacostraca, Decapoda, Penaeidae.